This is a messenger RNA of Leptidea sinapis, 1563 nucleotides long. RefSeq names its product SET domain-containing protein 4. Gene Ontology annotation, biological process: peptidyl-lysine monomethylation; peptidyl-lysine dimethylation; peptidyl-lysine trimethylation. The transcript has a single exon. Lineage: Eukaryota; Metazoa; Arthropoda; Insecta; Lepidoptera; Pieridae. The record is from RefSeq and is a predicted model, not a curated record. Bases 178 to 1557 code for a protein of 459 amino acids. Gene Ontology annotation, molecular function: histone H3K4 methyltransferase activity; transcription coactivator activity; histone H3K36 methyltransferase activity.
UGUAAAAGGCAAAAAAAAACUUUAAAUAUUUCAAUAUUCAUUCAGUUAAAUUUUUAAAUAAUCAUCUUAAACUAAAAUACCACUAAGUUCAAGAAAAUUUGUGACGACAGUGAAAUGUAAUAAUUAUUAUAGGUAGAAGUUGUUACUAUCAAUGUUUUAUUUCCUAAACAAACGUAAAUGGGCAUGGGCAGAACUAAGCGAAGAAGGAAAAGGAACAAUAAACAACAUUUCCGUGUUUGUUGCUGUGAUGAUGAAGUAAUACGAUUGAACUCAUGGCUUAUCAAACAAGGUGUACGUCGUAGUAAAAAGUUAAAACUAGCUAUAUUUAAAGAAAGUGGCCGGGGUGUUCUCACAAAAAAGAAUAUUCGGGCUGGAGAAGAGCUCAUAAAUCUUCCUUUACAUUCAACAAUUAAUGUAACCACUUUGUUACUAGAUCCAUUAUUUUGUAGUAUAUUUAUAGAUAACAAAAAACUAUGCCUACAAGAGUUUGAAAGGAGUGUGUCAUUCCAAUCUCUUAUAGCUUUUUACAUUUUAUUUUUAAAAGUACAAGGUGCAGAUUCUUCUUGGCACAUUUACUUAAACAGCUUACCCAAAACAUACACAGUUCCAUAUUUUUUAUCUAAUGAGUUAACAUGCUUGGUUGAUGCAGAAAUAAGAGCUGUGAUUAAUAACCAGAAGGAUAUAAUAGACUCAUCAUUUAAUAUUUAUCGAGUUGUUCUAAAUGAAACUAACAGUAGAAAUACACUUGUAAAAGAUUUUGUAAAGCAUUUCAAUAGAUCAGAGUAUGAAUGGGCAUAUUUUACUGUAAAUACAAGAUGUGUAUAUAUGGAUUUAUCCAAUUUGAUAAAUUUAACAAAUAAAGAUAAUACAAUAUUAGCUUUAGUUAAAGAUAGCACUAAAAUCUCGUUGUGCCCCUUUUUAGAUAUGAUAAACCAUAGUCCCACUGCUAAAAAUGAAACAAAGUUACUAAUUAAUACUAACAUAGAAAAUAUUCCUGUCGAAACAUUGACAGAAAAUGUGUUUUCAGAUGUUAGAUUUUCAAUAUUUACAAAGAAUAAUUUUCAGAAGUUCAGUGAAGUUUUUAUAUGUUAUGGAGAUAGCUAUAAUUUAAAACUUGUGACUGAGUAUGGUUUUUAUUUACCCAUGAAUGACUUAGAUUAUGUGGCAUUUGAAUUUGAGAAAAUUAAAAUAUUCCUAAAUCUGAUGAAAGUCAAACUUUCCUCAGACCAAUUAGAUUUUAUAAACAAACAUGGUUUAUACAAAGAUUUGUAUAUAGAUUUUAGAGGUCUUAGUUUUAAUUUAUGUGGUUUGUUGAUGGUUGUAAAACAUUAUUAUGCAAAAGAUGUGAAUGUUAGUAAACUGUUGUAUUCGGCUGCUAUCCAAUCGAAUGAUAAGACUCUAACAGAUGUCAUCAAGCCCAUGGUUAAAGAGAAACUGAAUGACUUAAAGCUUGCUGUUAAUAAAUUAAAGUCAUAUAAUGAUUGUGUUAUUUUAAAUAAUUGUGUAGAGCUCAUGUGUCAAUUUAUAAGAAUUUUAGAGAAGUUCAUUAAAUGUUAGAUGUGA